Daphnia carinata is the source of this 489-nucleotide messenger RNA. RefSeq names its product histone H4. Bases 15 to 326 code for a protein of 103 amino acids. The record is from RefSeq and is a predicted model, not a curated record. Gene Ontology annotation, biological process: nucleosome assembly. Gene Ontology annotation, cellular component: nucleosome. Lineage: Eukaryota; Metazoa; Arthropoda; Branchiopoda; Diplostraca; Daphniidae. The transcript has a single exon. Gene Ontology annotation, molecular function: DNA binding; protein heterodimerization activity; structural constituent of chromatin.
UCUCAAUACUCACCAUGACUGGUCGCGGCAAAGGAGGUAAAGGACUCGGUAAGGGAGGCGCCAAGCGUCAUCGUAAAGUUUUGCGUGACAACAUCCAGGGCAUCACGAAGCCCGCCAUCCGUCGUCUUGCUCGCCGUGGUGGUGUCAAGCGUAUCUCUGGUUUGAUCUACGAGGAAACUCGUGGUGUCCUGAAGGUUUUCCUUGAAAACGUCAUCCGAGAUGCUGUUACUUACACUGAGCACGCUAAACGCAAAACUGUAACUGCUAUGGACGUCGUCUACGCACUGAAACGCCAGGGCCGCACCCUCUACGGUUUUGGUGGUUAAACCUACAGUCAAACUACAAAAAAAAGUUUUUCAAAUCAACGGCUCUUUUGAGGGCCACCAAACUUAAUGAAAAAGAAAGCUAACACUUUUUCUUCUUGGCUAUGGAGUUCUUUAUUCUGUCUGUAAUUUGAGAAGACUGAGAAUAAAAGCCAUUCAAACGUGA